Theobroma cacao (cacao) is the source of this 1484-nucleotide messenger RNA. Its product is annotated as Homeodomain-like superfamily protein. The record is from RefSeq and is a predicted model, not a curated record. NCBI's taxonomy places the organism in Eukaryota, Viridiplantae, Streptophyta, Magnoliopsida, Malvales, Malvaceae.
AAGAGGUGGGAUUCAAAAUAUUUCCUCCCUUGAGAUGGGCCACCCAAAAUAAUAGGGUAGGGAAACACUUACUUGGCCCAACUUUUAUUGAUGUUAGGAGGACUGAAUUCCAAGGGUUGAUCCAGAACAACAUUACCGGAUCCGGAUCCAGGUCCAGAUCCGGAUCCAUUUCAUUUUUCAAAAAUGGAAACUAAAACGUCUCCCACCUAUCCCACCCACUCCACCGCCCACCACCCCCUCCACCGCCACUCCCCACCCUGCCCAAUCCUUAUAAAGAUAGAAAGGAAAAAAAAAUCCCCCAUAAAAAUAUAAUGUCAUAUCCAUCUCCAGCAGCCGACCCGCAACCCGCGAAAAAACCCCAACCCCUUCCCUGGACCCCCCAAGAAACCCUCAACCUAAUCCAAGCCUACCAAGAGAAAUGGUAUUCUCUCAAACGCGGCCAACUCAAAGCCAGCCAAUGGGAAGAAGUCGCCGUAACCGUCGCCGCACGUUGCGGCCUCUUCGACGACUCUGCCGCCAAAACCGCCCUCCAGUGCCGUCACAAGAUGGAGAAGCUCCGUCGUCGUUACCGCUCUGAACGCCAAGGCGUCGCUUCGGCCUCCCUUUGGCCUUAUUACGAAGCCAUGGAAGCUCUCGAGCACGGGCCUUUGCCUAUCUCGGCUCGGCCGUUGACUUCCUUGGUUCCAAACAGAGGGAAGAACUUUUAUUCCGAAAAUGGACAUAAAGUAGGAAAUAUUUACGACAAUAACGACGACGUGGAUGAGGAGGACGAAGAGGAUGAUGAAGAAGAAAACCAGUUUAGUAAAAGCCGGAGUAUUAAUUAUAUUUUGCGGCGGCCCAGUGUUGUGAACCGGUUUUCAGGGUUCUUAAGUGGGGCGAGGAAACGGGUUAGACCGGAAGAGGGAGGGGAUGAAGACGUGGCAGUUGGGGAAGAGAAUAGGGGAGCGGAAUUAGCAGUGGAAAUAAAGAGAUUCGCGGAGAGGUUUAUGAGGGUGGAAAGGAAAAGGAUGGAAAUGAUGCAGGAGACGGAAAGGUUGAGAGUGGAAAUGGAAAAUAGAAGGAUUGAGAUGAUAUUGGAUUCACAGAGGAAAAUUGUGGAUGUGAUCGCGUCGAGUUUGGGUCGGAGCAGAGAGUGAAGGCGGAGGAAGAAUUGGAUUCUUGAAGAAACCUUUUAAGGUUCAAAUCAUUCAAUUCUUGUUCUAUGCAGCUUGUAUAGACUUACUUGGAUGGAACUAACAAAGUAUUAUUAUUAUUAUUAUUAUUAUUUAUGUGCAAUUAUUUAUCUUUCUCUGAAAUUUUUGUCCAAGGGAGAAGAAGAAGAUAUCAUGUUUUUUAAUUAUCCAUUGUUUGCUGUUGUUUAUGAAUCACUUACUAGCUAGUGUCUUGGUGUUGCUGUAAUAUGACUAAUACUAUGGCGUCCUUGGGGGAUGCUGUCCUGUGCGGGUUUGUUUCAAACAUGGGCAUGUCCAAUUUCUUCAAUUUUA